ACAUUUGGAUAUGGCGAUCAAGAUUUUCGUUCGGGCGACGCUAACUGUCUCCGUUGCCAGCGCCAUUUCAGUUGACAUUCAGACGGGGGCUUUGUGGACGAUGAGUGAUCUGCCGCGUGCGGUGUUGAAAUCAAGUGACAAUGAGGCUUCUGGUUGUGGCAAGCAGUUCCCUGGCUACUACGAGUUCCCGGGCCUCAAAUGGGCAGAAUCUUGGAAGAGCAUCGAGACCUGGAACACCACCGCGUGCGCUCGGUCUUGCGACGAGAACAGUCACUGCAUCGCUUUCACAGCACAUAAGCCCAGACAUGGCAGGACGUUCUGCUCUUUUCAUAGGGGCCUCCAAAUGGAGCCGGAUCACAGAGCCAUGUCCUACAUGAGGUGCGUGCAGGGUUUCGAUUGCGAGGACGGGUUCCAGUUCACACAUGCGGGAACUUGGAAGGGCGGCAUCCCGAUGGAAAACCUAGAGAUGGAGAGCAAGGCGGAAUGCCGUUUGGCGUGCAACGACAACAGGGGUUGCGUCGGCUUCACCCAUCGCAUCACCAAAGAGGGAGACUCGUUCUGCACCCACUUUGAGAGCGAGGACAACAAGCGGGGUCCUUCGCGCGACAUGCGCUCCAGCACGUACUCCAAGUGUGCCCAGUUCCAGGCCCCAGCCCCGGUGGACGAGCCCAGCCAGCCGACGGACGAGGCGCCCGAGGACCCCGCCCCGGACCAGAGGGUCGAGCAGGUGGAGGCCCAGGCCCCUGCGGCCGAGGACUCGGCGUGA
Molecule: messenger RNA, 766 nt
Organism: Prorocentrum cordatum
Lineage: Eukaryota; Dinophyceae; Prorocentrales; Prorocentraceae
Source: the annotation of a GenBank genome assembly